Molecule: messenger RNA, 3798 nt
Organism: Galendromus occidentalis (western predatory mite)
Lineage: Eukaryota; Metazoa; Arthropoda; Arachnida; Mesostigmata; Phytoseiidae
Gene: pps
Product: protein partner of snf
Exons: 17
Biological process (GO): DNA-templated transcription
Cellular component (GO): nucleus
Source: RefSeq, a predicted model, not a curated record
AUGACAGAUCGGCGUAGCUUCUUCGCCGAUGGGGGAGGUGCCGUUAAAGAUGCUACUGCCGGUGUACCUUUUGAGGGAGCAUUGGUCGGUGCCCCAGUCCAAGGGAGUGAGGAAGCAGCUCAGGAAAUCGACGAGAUGCUCUCUGGAGUCUCGGCGACCGCGCUCGAAAACCUUCACGACUUGGACUCCUUGGAGAUAGACCAGCAAGUGUUAGAUCAACAGGACUUGGAUCAGCAGGAACUCGACACACAGGUUUUGGACCAGCAGGUAUUGGACCAACAACUUUUCGGCCAAGAGGACGCGAACUCCGCCCCGGAUUUCCAAGGCGCACCCUUGCAGAUUGUACUGACCGAGCAUAGCUACGCGAUACCAGGCAACCGACAGCCGAAUCAAUCGCCUGAGAGCGCGAGGUCUAGAACGAUGCCGAAACGAACCAAGAGGAUCUCGGAACGCUCUGAGCCCUCGACACCGAAACCUGUCAGUCCACCGAAGAAAGCCCGCGUGGCCGUCCGGGAAGCCCCCGCGACGAUUCUCAACAAGGAUUGCGUUCCGAAAGAAGACGUUGUCAAGGAAGAGGUUAAAGAAGUAGCGACCCUCGAGAGCGCUUUAACGCCCCAGCAACUCGACGUAGUCAAUGCAGCCGUGGCACGUCUUUCUUCGAGUGGGGAAUUGGCAGAUUUCAAACGAAGCGACUUGGAGACGCCUUUCGAGGUUCCUCCCGCCGUCAUGGCGAAACCUGCGCUUAACGAAGUGUCGAGUGCGCGACCUUCUCGCAAGUCAAAAGAGAAGUUCCAGCGAAAUCUCGAACGCAAGCGACAGAUGGGCAAGAACAUUGAGGACUACGUAAGCGAUGAGAGUGAGGACGAAGCUCCGGUCACGAAGCAGAAAGCGCCAGUGAACACAACUCAACAGCCUCAGCCCUCAACAGCACCCACCAAAGCCAACACCACUAACGCUACCAACACUGCUAACAAACGAAGAAGUCAAGCAUCGAAUCCGCCGACUCCGCAUCCCGCAAAACGCGACCGGCUGAACGUUGUCGAUGCUCCAUUGGAUUCCUCCGACGGCGAGCAUCCGGAUGACGUUCCAGACGACGAAGAAUGGAACUCCGAUAACGAUCCAGAGAAACCCUGGUGCAUCUGUCGAAAACCCCACAAUAAUCAGUUCAUGAUCGCGUGUGACUCGUGCGAGAACUGGUUCCACGGCAAGUGCGUCGGAGUUUCGAAGGCGGAAGGUGCUCGGAUGGAGAAAGCCAAACUAGAUUGGUAUUGCAACAACUGCAAGUGAGUAUAUGAUGCUUCCGGUCGCCAGCACAGAUCUUCCGCUGAACCACCAGGAGUAGAAUCCAGAUCAGGUCGUGGGGAAACUGAAGGCGGCGCAUUUUCAGACGGAAGAAGAACGGCUGUACCACUGAUUGACUCUGUGUCUCCAAAUAUGCCGGCCGUCAUGGUAGGCAACUACACGGUUCUUGGUCAGUGCGCGCAGUGCAAGCAGGUGGUCGGAUCUGAGCCGACGCAUCGUUUCUGCAACAAGGAGUGCAUCACACGUCACGUUAAUAAAUAUCUACCUGCCAUCAUGGAACGGGCUGAGAGAGAAGGGCUCGAGGUGCGCGUCUCGAUGGUCGAGAUUUCCACCGGAAAAGCCAUAAACUUGGUCAACGCGGCUGUCAACGGCACAAUCGAUUGGCUCUGCAAGAAACCCACCUUCCAAAUCAAUCCCAACCAAGCGAGCGCUAUCCGACGGCCCGUUCCCAAGCAGCCGGUGACGGGUGCCCCGCCGCAGAUCAACAGAGACUUCGAUGCGAAGCUCAAGACGAAGGGCUCAGAAGUUUCCGCGAGAAUAGGCUUCACCGGUAACGGGAGUCCACACAUCGCUUCUCCGCGUAAAAUCCAGGAGCAACAGAAAUCUCCGAAGGUCGUUGCAAGGAAAUCUCCACCGAAACCGCAACCGGUGCGCAGACGAAGCUCUGCAGCGACGGAUAACAACGGAGUAUCGCCCGCUCCAGACUUGAAGGACAAGGACCAGCGCCACGAGGCGGGAAUGCGUCAAACGGUAGUCAAUGGUCUGCUGCGGAACCUCAAGGAUCGGUGUCAGACAGACUCGGCCUACGCCUCGAAAGCUAACCGAGUUGAAUCCUUGGCCAAAUCCAUCGAAAACGCUCUGUGGACCACUUGUGGAGGGGGCGGCAAAAACUACAGGAACAAAUUCCGGUCGCUGAGCUUCAACAUCAAAGAUGCCAAGAACGACCUGCUGUGGCGCAGAAUCGUCAAUGGAGAGAUAGGGCCGAAUCAGCUGGUGAAAAUGGGUGCCAACGAGCUUAGUAUCGAAAUGGCACGCUGGAGAGAACGCGAGGCUCAGCACAACUUGGAGCUCUACAAGAAGGAAGCUGCUAUGAAUGUCACUGAUAAGGACACUCUCAAGCUGCUUGCUGAGAAGCCUCGCCAGAAAGGGAAGAGUGCUGAGCCCGAAAGUGAUUCCAAGGGGGAGUCGACUCCACCGGAAAAACAAAGGACGACACGGACCACCAGAAGUCAUGCCGGCAGCAGUUCGUCUCCGAUAACACCGACUGGCAGGAAGACACGGAAGACAACGGUCGACGUCUCGGAGAAGAGCGGCGACACCGGAGUUGGAAUCGGCAGCGAAAAGAAUGAUGAAGAUCAUGGCAACGAGAAAGUUUCUCCGAAGGACAAUAAGAAAGAUAAGGAUCGGAGACGGUCCACCGCUGACAAGGAUGAGGACAAGAAGAAUAACGAUAAGGAGAGGAGAUCGUCUUCAACCCAUGAGAAGAAAAACUCGGAAAGCAAAGACAGGAAAUCCUCGGCGGGAGCCGAGACGACGCCCGAGAGGGAAAGGAGAUCGCUCCCGAGAGGAACAAAAGUAGAUAAGAAAGCCAACUCCGAUAAAGAUGCCAAAGCGCCCACCGAUAAGGAUUGGGAUUCGAAGCCCGUAGAUUCCCGGUCGCUCGAUAAAGCGCAGAUGAUCAUCGAUAGAGUUAAGGCUAUGAACAGGAGUCAAUCCGACGCGGAAAUCGGACAACUCUUCGCCAAGGAGAAGGCUACCGCACCGAGCAAUGAUUCACCCGAGCCUGAUAAUUCGGAAGUCACUUGGACGGGUCUCAUCAAAAUGGAAACGUUCAAAUUCGUCGCCACGUUCCGCCACGCCGGGGGGAUCGUCAAUAGUUUUGAGGUGGAUCUGCCAGACACCGUCGACAUUUGCGGAAAAAUUCAACCUGCUGGUGUCAGCGAUUAUCUGAGAAGAUUGAAGCACGCAAACAAAGAUAUUGUGGUCGUGAAAGUCGAAGCUCAGCCCGAGCUUCCGGCCAACGCUGUGGAACUCGAGGAAAUUUGCCGUCGGCUCAAGGCGAGAGGGCGUCUCGGAGUCGUUCAGGAGCUGAAACAAACCAGGGUCAAGGAUUUCUAUCUGGUGCCGUUGAAUCCUGGCGAGCGCCCUCCAGAGUGGUUCCCGUACAAGGAUGAAAUCGGGGAAUGCCCAGCAUGCUGUCUCCUUGGCAUCGUGAUCUGUCACAAGGCAGUCUGUCAGAGGCGCGAAACGCGGUCUUCGGUUUCCUCGGUGCAAUACCAUCCGACGCCGGUGAAUAAAACCAACCCGCGAGGAGACAUAAAGAAUACCAUCGCUGAAGCCGAGAAAGCCUUUGCUCAGAAAAUAUCUCAUUUGAACAACGACGUCCCGCUCCUCUCGGAAAGAAGCUCACAUCCAACGCUGCCAGGUUUGGCCGCGGAAGGGGACGGGGGCGGCGACGAGGAGGCCUACGAUCCCGAGCGGGAAUGGGCAUCGUAA